Molecule: messenger RNA, 4432 nt
Organism: Columba livia (rock pigeon)
Lineage: Eukaryota; Metazoa; Chordata; Aves; Columbiformes; Columbidae
Gene: PCDH1
Product: protocadherin 1
Exons: 6
Coding region: 147-3464 (1105 amino acids)
Biological process (GO): homophilic cell-cell adhesion
Cellular component (GO): plasma membrane
Molecular function (GO): calcium ion binding
Source: RefSeq, a predicted model, not a curated record
GACAUUUUUUUUCUUGUCCCCCUCCUUUUUUUUUUUUUAAUCCUUUUUUUUUUUUUUUUUUUUUUUUAAUUUGCUUUUCAUCCGUGGAUAACGAUCGAGAGGAGCCGGGAGGGCGGGGGGAGCCCGGUCCCGGCGGGGAGGAGGCGAUGCAGACGCCGCUGGAUCAGCGCGCAAGGGGCCAGCACGGAGCGCAGCGCCGUCCGCAUCUAACUCCCCUGCAGCGCAGGAUGAAACUGCUGGCAUCCUGCCUGGGCCUGUGGCUCCUCUUCCAGCUCCCUGCCCUGGUCUGUGGGACGCGUGUGGUCUACAAAGUGCAGGAGGAACAACCCCCCAACACCCUCAUAGGGAGCCUGGCCUCCGACUACGGCUUCCCAGACGUGGGGCACCUCUACAAGCUGGAAGUGGGGGCCCCAUACCUACGUGUGGAUGGCAAGACUGGGGACAUCUACACCACAGAAACCUCCAUCGACCGGGAGAGCUUGCGUGAAUGCCAGUACCUGCUGCCUGGAGAGCCCUGCUUUCUGGAGUUUGAAGUGUCCAUCACUGACCUGAUCUUGAACAGCAGCCCACGCCUGCUUGAGGGGCAGAUAGAGGUGCUCGAUAUCAAUGACAACACCCCCAACUUUGCCUCACCUGUUCUCACCCUCUCCAUCCCUGAAAACACUAACAUCGGGACGCUCUUCCCCAUCCCCCUAGCCAUGGACAGGGACUCAGGCCCCAAUGGCGUUGCCUCAUACGAGCUGACGGCUGGUCCGGAGGCGCAGGAGCUCUUUGGGCUGCAGGUGGCAGAGGAUCAGGAUGAGAAGCAGCCGCAGCUGAUCGUCAUGGGGAACCUGGACCGGGAGCAGUGGGACUCCUACGAUCUGACCAUCAAGGUGCAGGACGGAGGCAACCCCCCGCGGGCGAGCAGUGCCCUGCUUCGCAUCACCAUCCUGGACAUGAACGACAACGCGCCCAAGUUCGAGAAGGCCCUGUAUGAGGCAGAGCUCUCUGAAAACAGCCCCGUGGGGCAUUCUGUCCUCCAGGUGAAAGCCAAUGACUCGGACCAGGGUGCCAAUGCCGAGAUCGACUACUCCUUCCACCAAGCCUCAGACAUGGUGCGUCGGCUGCUGCGCCUGGACCGUGCUACAGGGCUCAUCACCGUGCAGGGCCCCAUUGACCGCGAGGACGUCAACAUCCUCAAGUUCUCUGUCAUGGCCAAAGACAAGGGGGCCAACCCCAAGAGCGCCCGCACCCAGGUGGUGGUCACCAUCAAGGACAUGAAUGACAAUGCACCCUCCAUAGAGAUCCGAGGUAUCGGGCUCGUCACCCAUCAGGAUGGCAUGGCAAACAUCUCAGAGGACGUACCAGUAGAGACAGCAGUGGCUCUGGUGCAGGUGUCCGACCGAGAUGAGGGUGAAAAUGCCGUGGUAACCUGCGUUGUGGCUGGUGAUGUCCCAUUCCAGCUGCGGCAGGCUAGUGAAACAGGGAGUGACAGCAAGAAGAAAUAUUUCCUACAGACCACCACACCACUGGACUAUGAGUCGGUGAAGGAUUACACUAUUGAGAUUGUGGCGGUGGACUCAGGGAACCCGCCCCUUUCCAGUACCAACUCUUUGAAGGUGCAGGUGAUGGAUGUGAAUGACAACGCACCCGUCUUUAGCCAGAGCUUCACCGAGGUGGCCUUCCCUGAGAACAACGAGCCAGAUGACCUGGUGAUGGAGGUGAGCGCCAGUGAUGCUGACAGCGGCUCCAAUGCCAAGCUGGUUUACUCCCUGGUGACAGACCCCUCCUCCAAGGGCUCCUUCACCAUUGACCCCGACUCUGGGGAGAUCCGGGUGAAGGCGGUGCUGGACCGAGAGCAGCGGGAGCGCUAUGAGUUCUUGGUGGUGGCCGCAGACAAGGGCAGCCCCAGCCUCAAGGGCACAGCAUCUGUGGCCAUCAACGUCAUGGACAGGAAUGACAAUGACCCCAAGUUCAUGCUGAGCGGCUACAACUUCUCAGUGAUGGAGAACAUGCCACCCCUCAGCCCUGUGGGCAUGGUGACAGUGAUUGAUGCUGACAAAGGAGAAAAUGCCCGCAUCCAGCUGUCGGUGGAGCAAGACAACGGGGAUUUUGUCAUCCAGAAUGGCACUGGCACCAUCCUCUCCAGCAUCUCUUUUGACCGGGAGCAGCAGAGCACGUACACCUUCCGACUCAAGGCAGUGGACGGUGGGGAUCCUCCCAGGUCUGCCUAUGUGGGGGUGACCAUCAAUGUCUUGGAUGAGAAUGAUAAUGCACCCUUCAUCACAUCGCCCUCCAAUGCCACCUACAAACACAUCCUGCCCCACACCAGCCCUGGCCAGCAGGUGAGCAAGGUCAAGGCGGAGGACAUUGACUCUGGUGUCAAUGCAGAGUUGACCUACAGCAUCACAGGAGGCAACCCUUUUGAGCUCUUCCAGAUCUCCCCGCACAGUGGAGAUAUCACCCUCGAGAAGGAGAUCCUGCGCAAGCACCAUGGCCUGCACCGCUUGGUAGUGCGUGUCAAUGACAAGGGCAAGCCCUCGCGGCACGGCACAGCGCUGGUCCACUUCUACGUCAAUGAGACACUGGCCAACCGCACACUGCUGGACACACUAGUGGGGCACAGCCUGGACACACCACUCGACAUAGACAUUGCUGGAGACCCCGAAUACGAGCGCAGCAAGCAGCGAAGCAACAUCCUCUUUGGGGUCAUCGCCGGCAUCGUGGCUGUCACCCUGGUCAUUGUGCUGGUUGUCCUGGUGCGCUACUGCCGGCAGCGGGAGGCCAAGAGUGGCUACCAGGCAGGCAAGAAGGAGACCAAGGACCUGUAUGCACCCAAGCAGGCCAGCAAGAGUAGCAAGAACAAGAGCAAGGUGAAGAAGAGCAAGUCCCCGAAGCCUCCCAAGCCCACAGAGGAUGAGGAGGAGACAGGGCUGCAGAAAUCGCUCAAGUUCAACCUCAUGAAUGACUCUGUCAGUGACAGCCCCCGCAUCCACCUGCCCCUCAACUACCCUCCAGGCAGCCCAGACCUGGGUCGCCACUACCGCUCCAACUCGCCGCUGCCUUCUAUCCAGCUGCAGCCUCAGUCGCCCUCUGCCUCCAAGAAGCAUCAAGUGGUGCAGGACCUGCCGGCCACCAACACCUUUGUUGGCACCGGGGACAACAACUCGACGGGCUCUGAGCAGUACUCAGACUACAGCUACCGCACCAAUCCCCAGAAAUACACCAACAAGCAGUUACCUCAUCGCCGAGUGACAUUCUCUGCAGCCAGCCAGGCUCAGGACCUGCAGGAUCCCUCCCAGCACAGCUACUAUGACAGCGGGCUGGAAGAGUCAGAAACCCCAAGCAGCAAAUCAUCGUCGGGGCCCCGCAUCGGGCCACUAGCCCUGCCUGAGGAUCACUACGAACGCACCACGCCUGACGGCAGCAUCGGGGAGAUGGAGCACCCCGAGAAUGAGUCCCCUGAGCGGAGCAGGCUGUGAAGGGGGUCUGCGCUGAGAUCUCCGGCCUCUGCCCGAUGUAGCCAUGACUGGGACCUGUACCCGGGAAUGCACAGAGUUCGGCCACUCCGAUACCUGCUGGAUGCCUGGUCAGUCCUCCCCCAGCCGCAGGCCCAAGAACGCCCUCAAACUCUCCACUUUUGUGCCUUACCAAGACAGAGGGAGUCAAGAGCAAGUCGGGAAUGGCAGCCCCAGACUCUCAGAAGAGCGCAGCACCAAAAUGGCCAACCUCCGCCUGCUCCCCACGUACAGUGCCUUCUCCAAUAGUAGCCAUGAGCCCUGCAAGGACUCUCCCAUGGAGGAAAUUCCUCUCACCCAGACCUCGGACUUCCAGCCAGCCACCACCCCCUCGUCCCAGACUACCAAGAGGGAGAUAUACCUGUGAGGCUGGGCCUGAGGAGCAGAGAGCAGACGCGCUUCUGAGGCCAGUGUCCAGAGGAACAUUUCAAACUUCAAUGCUUUAUCGCUCCGGCGGCCAGUUCUCCAGGCAGUGGGCUCGGCGGACAGCAGGGCAGGGCGAGGCAGGGAUGUGAGGAGCGCCUUUUUAACCCAUUUUUCCUGGGGCCGGGGUGGGUGGGAAGGAUGAAAGCAUCCGAAACCCAAUUUCUGAGCACUUGCGGGUGCAUGUCUCCGAACUGCUGUGUCACCGGGAAGGGCUGGGCAGGCUCCUGGUGCAGAGGGCAUGGCUGGGGAGAAGGGCUUAUGUACCAAAGGUCCACACAGAGCUCGUGGAGUUCCUGGGGCAUAGGACGAGGGGUGUCCCUGCACACAGGGAGUGAGCUGCCUGUCUCUUUGCUGUAGACUCCUGUAAAUACGAAUCUUAGGAAUGACAUUCAAGUCCUGCCUGAUUGAAACUUUUUAUUGUCCUUGAAACAAAAGACAUUUAAACAAAAAACAAACAAACAAACAAAAAAAGAAAAACAAAAAAAAAAAAAGAAAACAGAAACAAA